UCCAAAUCUUCUUCCUCUAAAAAAUUUUGUGCGCGCGGUGUGAUAGAGAGAAAACGAAAAACUUCUUUUUUCUUCUUCUUCGAUGCUUAGAAGAGGAAAAUCUUCUUUUUCUUAAACCUUCUCUGUUAAAAUACAUAGAGAGAAGGGAUUUAGAGAAGAAGAAGAGAAGAAUUUUUUGUUAGUUUUUUUUAUUUUCAUAGAAAGAGAGAGAGAGAGAAAUGGAUCCAUCUUCUUCUUCUUCUUCUCUUAUGUCAUCACCCCCAGCGCAUGAUAAUAAUAAUAAGGAUAAGGCUGAUGUUGUUGUUGUUGGUGAUGGUGUUGCUACUUCGUCUCCUCCACCUUCUGUAGAUCCUUUCUUAAAAGAAGCUCUUCAAAACCCUCGCCAUCGUCUUACCAUUCUGCGAAUGGAGCUGGAUAUUCAGAGGUUUAUGCAAAAUCCUGACCAGCAGCAGUUUGAGCUCCCACAUUACCCAACUUCAUACCUUCGACUUGCCGCACAUCGUGUGGCCCAGCACUAUGGUCUGCAGUCUAUGGUGUUGGAUACUAGUGCUGAUGGAUUGGGAACCAAAAUUGUGGUCAGGAAAAUAGCCGAAAGCAAGUACCCCACUGUAUGUUUGUCUGAAGUCCCUGCUGAGCAGACAGAGAAUGAUAAACCUGAACAGGUUAAGCUGGCCAUCAGGCAGAGACCAAAUAGAGGAUCUGCAAAUGACAUGAAUGAACUUGGUAAUAAACGUAGUCCAGUCAGAUCUGUGGAAGAGCGGAAAGAGGAAUACGAUCGAGCUAGGGCCCGUAUUUUCAGCAGCUCUAGUAGCCCUGACCUGGAAGAUGUUGCUGCUUCUCAGAUUACUGUUGAUGGAAGAAGUUCGUCUCUAGGCAGUAGUGAGAGUGAAGCUUGUAGAAACGUGAUUAUCGACUUGGAAAAGAUGCCUAUGACCAGGGAUGGUUCGCGGGUUGCAAUCUUUAGGGACAGGGAGAAGGAUCGUACUGAUCCAGACUAUGAUCGUAGUUAUGAAAGGUACAUUAGGAGCCUACCUUUUAACCAGAACUUCAGCUUGGGACCUUUCAACAUGCAGAAUUUCCCUCCUCCAUUUCCCCAUUAUGAAGCUGGCUUUCCACAUCUUACUCGGUUGCCAAGGACCCAAUCAGCUCCUAAUUAUGGACCUUCAAAUCCAAUUAUGAGCCCUUUCUGUGCUGUGGGAUUGAAUCAGACUUCUGGAGAUGCCGUCUACAUGCAAUGGCCGAGUCCUGCAAUGGUCUAUGCCCAGGGCUAUGAGCAACUUAGACAUGCUAUGUUCCAGGCUCCCCCGUUCUACCACCAACCUCUGAGUUUUGAUUACUCCCAAAACCACUAGAAGAUGGGAAUUAUAUUAUUGUAUUGAUUUUAGAUAAAUGGGUCUUCAUUUUCCCCUUUUCUUCUAGGUUGCUUGCCUUUUAUGUUAGGGUAAAACGUUAAUGACUGUCAUGGCACAUGCCUUGUUGUUUUUUUUUUCUUUUAAGUUUUAGAUUUUGUUUUCCUUAUGUAUUACUAGCAAUGGAGAUUUGUGAUAGACUAGGGAGGAGAUCAAAUUGUUCACAUGUUUUAUUAAGUAGUCUCAAACUAAAAAUACAACUGGUUUUAGUAGACUUGUGAUAAAAAAUACCGGAUUGUGGAUUGCUGUCUA
Messenger RNA from Papaver somniferum (opium poppy), 1661 nucleotides. RefSeq names its product R3H domain-containing protein 2-like. The transcript has 4 exons. Bases 219 to 1352 code for a protein of 377 amino acids. NCBI's taxonomy places the organism in Eukaryota, Viridiplantae, Streptophyta, Magnoliopsida, Ranunculales, Papaveraceae. Gene Ontology annotation, molecular function: nucleic acid binding. The record is from RefSeq and is a predicted model, not a curated record.